AUGCGAUCUACGAUUUUUCCAUCCGCUAGCAGGCUCAAUGUUUCGGCCUCCAUCCUGCUGAUAGCCUUGGUCGCGCGGGCCUCUGCAGGACAGUGCAGCCCUGGGACUUAUUCCUCGAACGGACAGAAACCCUGUCAAGACUGUCCUGCUGGGACAUACCAAUCCCAGUCCGGUGCUACGAGCUGUACAGCCGCCCAGGCAGGUUGGUAUGCCAAGGGUACGGGAAACAAGCAGCAGGAGCAAUGCGGGCAAGGGUACUAUAGCACCGGCCACGCAUCAGAAUGCACCAUCUGCCCCGCCGGGAGCUACUGCAAUUCCAAUACGCAGACUCAGCCGCAGUACUGCCAGCCCGGGCGCUACUCGCCCUACCCCGGUGCUAAGCAGGACUGCUUGGAGUGUCCGCGCGGGACGUUUAACAAUGUCUAUGGGGCGACGGCGUGCUGCACCUGCUGCUCAGGAUGGUACACAGAUCAAACAGGCCAGACCCACUGCUUCAAUUGCCCGAACAGGGGCAGUCAGCAGCAGGGAUGGUCCCCAGCAGGUUCCACUUCAGCCGGCCAAUGUAUCGACGCCCCAGGUGCGUUGUCGUCAUGCUCGCAGACUUCAAGUGGGACUUGCCCGGCAGCUGGAGGUGCAAUCAGCUCCCAGCGUAAGCGUGCUGCUGGCUCUGUGGAAUACUGCGGAAAGCCAGGCCACAAGAGCUGCCCUAUCUGGAACGCGGUCCAAGGCAACGCCGGACAUGCUUCGCAAACCACGCUGUACCGAUACGAGUGUGUCGACAUUGCCAACGAUAUAGAGUCCUGCGGUGGAUGUGUCGACGAUUCCAGAGCCGGCACGCCCAGCACCGACGGGGGACGCGACUGCAGCGCGAUUCCGCACGUCGACGACGUGUCCUGUAGCAACGGGACCUGUAAGAUCCGGAAAUGUUCCAGGGGCUUUAUGCUGUCUGAAGACCAAGACAACUGCAUUCCCGCGAGGCAGAAGCGCAAGGUACACUACAAUCACGGGUCGCACGUCGGUGGGAACGUUCACCAUCGGAUCGCUGUCAAGGGUGAGAACCAGCAUGGAUACCACCAUUAG
Messenger RNA from Gloeophyllum trabeum ATCC 11539, 1080 nucleotides. RefSeq lists its product as uncharacterized. Bases 1 to 1080 code for a protein of 359 amino acids. NCBI's taxonomy places the organism in Eukaryota, Fungi, Basidiomycota, Agaricomycetes, Gloeophyllales, Gloeophyllaceae. The transcript is spliced from 6 exons. The record is from RefSeq and is a predicted model, not a curated record.